Daldinia caldariorum is the source of this 1392-nucleotide messenger RNA. RefSeq lists its product as uncharacterized. The transcript is spliced from 2 exons. Lineage: Eukaryota; Fungi; Ascomycota; Sordariomycetes; Xylariales; Hypoxylaceae. Bases 1 to 1392 code for a protein of 463 amino acids. The record is from RefSeq and is a predicted model, not a curated record.
AUGUCGUCCCCCACCGAGGUCGCAGACACUCCUACCCUUGGCAAUACUCAUGCCUUAUAUGCCGGACAAUCCGCUAUCAGCUUGGACAAUAAGCUGUCCGCUGUUGUACUCCCUAAAACCAGCAGUGUCUACCCUCUCUCGGGGCUCUCUAAGCUCCUCGACAAUGAAGAUACUUACGACCCGAAGCCUCAGCUCAACCAAUACUGGAAGGACCAUAUGACCGAGUAUCUAGACAACGUAGAGACUAAGGUCCCUGCCAAUCCAGCUACCCCCGCUGGCAACCCCAGUCAAAGCCAGGGGAGCUUCACUUCAAACUACGUUCGGCAGCACGCCAAGAUCUUUGGUAAGGGCAAGAACCCAUACCUCGCUCAGGUCGCUAAGGUCCCCGAACCAGAGCCGGAGCCAGAGUCGAAGAGCGAUAAUAACACUGUAAACCUGGAGGAUUUCAUCGAUCCGAGCCUUCUAGCCCAGGAUACCGCCCAGGAUACCGCCCGCGAAGCUUCCUCCGUACAGGAAGCUAGCAGCUCUAUCAGAUUGCCGAUGACUGAGUCGUUUGUAAAUGGUAUCAUACAGGAUAUCAAUGCCAUUGAGCCGCUGUUGGAGGACGAGACAUGGGUCUCCUUGCUAGAUCCGGCGUCCAAGGUGGUCCCAGCGCCGGAUAUGGGACUUGGCCCGCAGGCAUUUAUGGGAACGGCGCCCUACACACAGCCGGCCACCCAUGCUGUGCCAGUCCCCUACGCGCAGCCGUACCCUUACGCUGGACCGGUUGCCCCUGCUGGACCGGCAUUCUACACGCAGCCGUUGCCUUAUACGGAGCCGCUGUCAUAUAUGGGUCAAGCGCCAUACACAGGACCGGCUUAUACGCAAGCGAUGCCGCCGAUGAACCAAGCUUUUAAUACCCAGCCAGCUUCGUAUCCGCAGCUGAACCCUUACCAUCAACAGGGCAUGCCUUCGGGGCCGGUGGCAUACCCACAAUUCGGUCCUUCUCCACCAGCGGCGCCGUAUGCACAGCCGGCAUCAUACCCGCAGCCGUUCUUCAAUCCCCAGCCAACGCCCGGUGUAAAUAUGCAACCAGGGUUCCAGCCACAGCCCGUCCAGGCGCGGAACGUCCAACCCGACUUCCUCGCCAUGCCUCCCCCUCCUCCGCCCCGCGAGUUCACCAGCCACUACUUCAACAACAUGUCAGCGGUCGACUAUGGUAUUUCUACUAGGCAGUACCUAAACCAGCAAGUCGGCUUCUCGGCACCCGGUGAUCUCCCGGCGACGAACCCUCACUGCGCCCUGCCAGAGUCGAACGCAUUCCCGUACUAUCAGGUUGAGUCGCCCAAGGGUAAGGGCAAGGCUCCCUGCAGACGAGGGGGGAACACCAACGAUUUUAUGGGGAUUAUCUGA